Messenger RNA from Ixodes scapularis (black-legged tick), 400 nucleotides. Its product is annotated as mulatexin-like. NCBI's taxonomy places the organism in Eukaryota, Metazoa, Arthropoda, Arachnida, Ixodida, Ixodidae. The record is from RefSeq and is a predicted model, not a curated record. The coding region runs from base 23 to 310 and encodes 95 amino acids. The transcript is spliced from 4 exons.
GUGUGUGCGUAUCUUUGUGUGUAUGUGUGGAGCUCGUUCUUACAGCAUCCCUUGCUUCGACAGCGCCUCCAGCUCUGAGAAGAGCGAAGAACCUUCAAGUCCGGUCCCAGGGUCCCCGGCCGAGGUGCAGUCUUUGCCCCUGUCCCCGCCCGUACAAAGUCCCCCUCCAAGCAACGACCCGGCAGUGUGCGUAACCUCCAAAGCAAACCCGGAGUCAGUUUCGCCCGAGCCGAAGAAACCAAGCCGCAAAGAACACAAAAGGCGUCAUCUCGGAAGAAAGCCAUGCCCGGUGCACAACGCCUCGACGUGAGGGCAUUCCCGGCAUUUGGCGUCUCCUCCGAACAAAAAUUUACAAUCUCCCGCUUUUCCUCUUUUUCUUUUUCAGGCACCGAAGGUCGAA